Messenger RNA from Rhipicephalus sanguineus (brown dog tick), 1215 nucleotides. RefSeq lists its product as uncharacterized. The transcript is spliced from 2 exons. Lineage: Eukaryota; Metazoa; Arthropoda; Arachnida; Ixodida; Ixodidae. The record is from RefSeq and is a predicted model, not a curated record. Bases 576 to 1112 code for a protein of 178 amino acids.
GUUUCUCCCUUCACUAGCUCAAAGAACUGCUCUUUUGAGAAGCUUGAUCAGACAAGAUACCGUCUUCGAAUGGACCGACAACCACGCGAAAGAGUGGAAAGAACUCUGCGACUACCUUAGCACACAGCCCGUGUUGGCGGUAUUCGAUCCGGCUAAAGCAACAAAAGUGUCGUGUGAUGCAUCCCGAGACGGAAUCGGUGCCGCUUUCUUGCAGUGUCACAACGACACAUGGAAGCCCGUGGCGUACGCGUCACGAGCGCUUACCGAAACACAACAGCGUUAUUCUCAAAUAGAAAAAGAGGCUAUGGCAGUGGUGUUUGGCUGUGAAAGGUUUAAUCACUUCGUCAACGGUCGCCAGUUUAUUGCUGAAACAGACCACCGCCCUUUGAUCGCAAUCUCCCAGAAGGCGAUUGGUGACAUGCCUCCGAGGUUGCAAAGAUUCUUUUUGAGAUUGCUGCGUUAUGACGUUCAAUUAAAAUUUGUUCCAGGUAAGCAGCUCCUCCUGGCUGACAUGUUGUCACGUGCCACAACGAAGACAACAGCCUGCGACCUCGACAGCAACGAUGUAGAAGUACAUGCCGACCACCCCGCUCGAGUGCGGCGCAUCGCCCUCUGAGCUGCUGAUGGGACGACGGCUCCGCACAACUAUUCCUGACGUUCAAGGCAACAUCAGGCACGAGGUGCUCCGGCGUCCUCAGACAGACCACUCUAGGAGACCAUUGGCGCACCUGAGCCCGGGAGAUACAGUCCGGAUAAAGAAAGGAACAUGGGCGACGAAAGCUAAAGUACUCAAGUCUGCUGGUCACCCCAGGUCGUAUACAGUCGUCACAGAAAACUGCACGGUGCUCAGGCGCAACCGGCAGCACCUGCUACUCACGCGGGAGCCCUUUCUACGCAACAACCAGGAAUACGACGACGACGACUUCGAGGUAAAGUCUAGCCAAAGCAACGCGCUGGCACAUCGACGUGCAGAAUGCAUAGCUCCGUCUACGCCCGCACAGCCCAUUGCCUCAACAAGUGUCUCGUCCACACAAGUCCCAAGAAGGUCGCUCAGACAACGUCGAGCGCCUCAACGUCUGGCCUACGACCAGAACUUCGUGCAAGUGCCUUGAACUAGCGUGCCUCGCAACUUUCAUUCAUGUUCUUUUCCCUUUCCUUGUUUUGUUUUCAAACAGAGGAAGAUGUGUCGUAUUUUGGGCGCCGAGCGCUACACGU